Prunus armeniaca (apricot) is the source of this 2796-nucleotide messenger RNA. The record is from the annotation of a GenBank genome assembly. NCBI's taxonomy places the organism in Eukaryota, Viridiplantae, Streptophyta, Magnoliopsida, Rosales, Rosaceae.
AUGAUGCGGGAUUGUCCGCAAAAGAAAGCCUUGAAUGCCAUGAACCGAGAGAAGGAAGAGGAGGCCGAGAGGGAAGCAGGAAUGGGGGCCAUUCACCGCUUCAAUGCCCUACAGGCCAAGGGAGCUCAACCACAGGUUCAAGCCAAAGGUGUGAUGUUCGUCGAUGCCAUGGUGAAUGGUAAGACAACCCGUUGCCUGGUGGAUACAGGUGCCUCGCACAACUUUAUGUCCGUGCAGGAAGCAAAGAGACUUGGGUGUCGAGUCUCGAAGGAAGCAGGCAGUAUGAAGACGGUGAAUUCAACUGCCAAACCGAUUGAUGGAGUAGCUCAUGGUGUGGAGCUACACAUUGCCACUUGGAAGGGAGUAGCUGACUUCUCCGUGAUCUCAAUGGAUGACUACGAUGUCGUGCUUGGAAUGGAGUUCAUGGACAAGGUAAAGGCAUUCCCCAUUCCAUUUUACAAUACUAUGUGCAUUGCACAGGGUGGAGCAAUGCCAUGCAUGGUGCCAGUGGUGAGGCAACAAGGCGAGACGAAGCUCUUGUCAGCCAUGCAAUUUUCCAAGUCUUGGAAGAAGGGCGAACCGACGUUCCUUGCAACUAUGAAGAUGGAUGUAGUUCAGAAGGAAGUCCAACCCGUCCCGAAAGCUGUGGAGGCAAUCCUUAAGGAGUUUGCAGAUGUCAUGCCCAAGGAGUUGCCCAAAACCUUACCACCUAAGAGAGAGGUGGAUCAUGCCAUUGAGUUGGAACCAGGUGCCAAACCCCCUGCUAAGGCGCCGUACCGGAUGGCACCUCCUGAGUUGGAGGAAUUGAGGAAGCAGUUGAAGCAGUUGUUGGACGCUGGGUACAUCCAACCGUCCAAGGCCCCUUAUGGUGCCCCAGUUCUUUUCCAGAAGAAGAGGGAGGGAACGCUGAGGUUGUGCAUCGACUAUAGGGCGCUAAACAAGGUGACCAUCAAAAACAAGUAUCCAAUCCCUUUGAUUGCAGAUUUGUUUGAUCAGUUGGGAGGAGCUAGGUACUUCACCAAGUUGGACCUGCGCUCAGGAUACUAUCAAGUGAGGAUCGCACCGGGAGAUGAACCAAAGACCGCAUGUGUGACGAGAUAUGGGUCUUACGAGUUCCUUGUCAUGCCGUUUGGCUUGACUAACGCCCCUGCAACCUUUUGCACUCUUAUGAACAAGGUAUUCCAUCCUUUCUUGGACAAGUUUGUUGUGGUUUACAUCGAUGAUAUUGUGGUGUAUAGCAAUUCCCUAGAGGAGCAUCUUGAGCACUUGCAGAAAGUCUUCCAAGUUCUGAGGGAGAACGAGCUGUAUGUGAAGAGGGAGAAGUGCUCAUUUGUCCAAGAAGAGGUAGAGUUCCUUGGUCACAAGAUACGGGGAGGUCAAUUGCUCAUGGAGGAGGGCAAGGUGCGAGCCAUUCAAGAAUGGGAGCCACCAACCAAGGUACCUGAGUUGCGGUCUUUCCUUGGGUUGGUCAACUACUAUCGCAGGUUCAUCAAGGGAUAUUCAGCCAUUGCCGCCCCCUUGACGGAUUUGCUUAAGAAGAACAAGGCGUGGGAGUGGACAACCCGAUGCCAGCAUGCCUUCGAUGAGUUGAAGAGGGCACUUAUGGAGGAACCCGUGCUGAGACUUCCUGAUCUUAGCAAACCGUUUGAGGUACACACUGAUGCAUCAGAUUUUGCUAUUGGUGGUGUACUCAUGCAGGAUGGACACCCAUUGGCUUUCGAGAGUCGGAAGCUCAAUGACACGGAGCGGAGGUAUACCGUUCAAGAGAAGGAGAUGACAGCCGUAGUGCAUUGCUUGCGGACUUGGAGGCACUACUUGCUGGGUUCUCAGUUCGUGGUCAAGACUGACAAUGUUGCCACAAGCUACUUUCAGUCUCAACAGAAGUUGUCACCCAAGCAGGCUAGGUGGCAAGACUUCUUGGCGGAGUUCGACUACAAACUGGAGUACAAGCAAGGGAAGACAAAUGUCGUUGCUGAUGCCCUAAGCAGGAAGGCCGCACUUGCAGCUGUUGUACAACCCCAGAGUUCUCUCAUGCAGAGGAUACGAGAGGGCUUGUUGCAUGAUCCUCAAGCCAAAAGUCUGUUGGAGCUUGUCAAAGAUGGGAAGACAAGGAGAUUUUGGCUCGAUGAUGGUGUUCUUUAUGCAACAGGGAAGAGGAUCUAUGUUCCAAGGUGGGACAAUCUGAGGCGAGAGCUACUGAAGGAGUGUCAUGACUCGAAGUGGGCGGGACAUCCAGGCACUCAUCGGACGUUAGCCUUGAUGAGUGAAGCUUACUAUUGGCCACAGAUGCGGGAGGAUGUAGACUCGUUCGUGCGGACUUGUCUUGUAUGCCAACAAGACAAGACAUUGCAGAAGCAGCCGGGUGGGUUGCUAAAGCCACUUCCUGUUCCAGCCAGACCAUGGGAGAGUUUGUCCAUGGACUUCAUUGUGAGUCUACCCAAGUCAGAAGGGUGUGGCUCAAUUUUGGUGGUGGUCGACAGGUUCACCAAGUAUGCUACCUUCAUCCCUGCACCAGCGGACUGCAAUGCGGAGGAAGCUGCACACUUGUUUAUGAAGCAUGUGGUGAAGUAUUGGGGAAUUCCCAAGAGUAUUAUCAGUGACCGCGACACUCGCUUUACUGGUAAACUUUGGACAGAGCUCUUCAGGCUACUUGGGUCACAAUUGAACUUCUCUACCAGCUUUCACCCACAGACAGAUGGUCAGACGGAACGGGUGAACGCAUUGUUGGAGCUAUACUUGAGGCACUAUGUGAGUGCCAACCAGCGAGAUUGGGCAAAGUUGUUGGAUGUUGCUUAG